AUGGCCUUCGUUCACCCAAAGUCUUCUCCAUGUUCUAAAAGUGARUUAGACUUAUUCACAGUACCACCAACUCAAGUAGAUGUAGAGAAAGGGUUUUGGAUAGACAUCAGACCUGUGGCUACAAUCGCCCAUCUCAGUCCAAUCGAGUACCAGAUUGUGGGAUCAGACAAUUAUCUUGACUUAUCCAAAACCUUGUUUUUUAUCACCCUGAAAAUAACCAAAGCCAAUGGGGCUGACCUAGGCGACAAAGAGAAAGUGGCAUUUGUUAAUUUACCUGUGCAAAGUUUAUUCAAACAGGUGGAACUCUACCUCAAUGGUGUUUUAGUCACAAAAGCKUCAGGGACUUAUAGUUAUAAAAGCUACAUCGAAACCCUCCUCAACUAUGGUCCAGCAGCAAAGAAUUCAGCCCUCACRGGAUCUCUCUUCUACAAAGAUACAGCAGGCUCUAUGGAAGCCACCGAUCCWACAAGUGGCGGAACAAAUCAAGGACUUWAMACACGUUACACAUUUACAGAGCAGAGUUACAUUUGCGACAUGUGGGGACCAUUACACUGUGAUAUGUUUUUCACUGAACGUCUUUUGCUAAACAAUGUGAACGUCACCGUCAAACUCAUUCCUAAUACACCUGCCUUCGCCUUGAUGUCUGGAGAAACCUCUCCCAAUUAUAAAAUCAGCAUCCAAAAUGCGGUUUUGAAGGUYAGAGCUGUCAAAGUUAGCUCUGAGACUCAAGUCAAACAUUUGAAUCAGCUGAAUAAGGGUAUCAAUGCGAAAUACCCCAUACGUCGCGUUGAGUGUAAAACCUAUACCAUUCCUAGUGGAAAUCCUUCUAUUCACAUAGGGGAUAUAUUUAAUAAAAAUGUACCUCAACGAAUGGUGCUAGGCAUGGUCGAUUCGGAUGCCUUCAAUGGGAGUUAUACUAAAAAUCCUUAUAACUUCCAACUCUACGAUGCAAGUGCCUUGAAAAUCCGUGUGGACGGAGAAAGUUACCCAUUUCAAGGAAUUAGCUUGAAAUUGGGAAGUGCUAGUGAACGAAACUUCAUGGAGGCUUAUCAGUCCCUAUUUUCUGGUACGGGAAGGCUGUUUGCAGACUCCGGUAUCGAUAUUGAUCGAAGUGAAUAUACCCGUGGUUAUGGCCUUUUUGCUUUUGAUUUAACUCCUGACCUUUGCAGUAGUUCGUAUCAUUUCAACCAGAAGCAGAAAGGAAACGUUUCUCUGGAAAUUCAGUUCACAAAGGGUCUCCCCAACGCUAUCAAUUUGAUAGUUUAUGGUGAAUUUGAGUCUGUGGUGGAAAUUGAUUAUUCAAGACACACGACCUUCGAUUACUCAGCAUGA
This is a messenger RNA of Exaiptasia diaphana, 1332 nucleotides long. RefSeq lists its product as uncharacterized. Gene Ontology annotation, biological process: deoxyribonucleotide biosynthetic process. Gene Ontology annotation, molecular function: ribonucleoside-diphosphate reductase activity, thioredoxin disulfide as acceptor. The record is from RefSeq and is a predicted model, not a curated record. The coding region runs from base 1 to 1332 and encodes 443 amino acids. Lineage: Eukaryota; Metazoa; Cnidaria; Anthozoa; Actiniaria; Aiptasiidae. The transcript has a single exon. Gene Ontology annotation, cellular component: cytosol.